UUAACAAAACGUAAAAGUAAUAUUUAUUUAUUUAUGAGAUGGAGUCUCUCACUGUCGCCCAGGCUGGAGAGCAGCGGCGCUAUCUCGCCUCACUGCAACCUUCGACUCCAAGGUUCAAGCGAUUGUCCUGCCUCAGCCUCCCGAGUAGCUGGGACUACAGGCACGCGCCACGAGGCCCGGUUAAUUUUGUUUGUAUUUUUAGUAGACAUGGGGGGGUGGGGUUCACUAUGUUGGCCAGGCUGGUCUCGAACUCCUGACCUCAGGCGAUCCGCCCGCCUCAGCCUCUCAAAAUGCUGGGAUUACAGACGUGAGCCACCUCGCCCGGCCGAAAGUAAUCUUUUCUUUUUUCUUUUGAGAGGGAGUCUCGCUCUGUCGCCCAGGCUGGAGUGCAGUGGCGCCAUCUCGGCUCACUGCAACCUCCGCCUCCCGGGUUCAGGUGAUCCUCCUUCCUCAGCCUCCGGAGUAGCUGGGAUUACAGGCGCCCGCCACCACGCCGGGACAAUUUUUGUAUUUUUAGUAGAGACGAGGUUUUACCACGUUGGCCAUACCAGGCUGGUCUCAAGCUCCAGACCUCGUGAUGCGCCGGCUUCGGCCUCCCAAAGUGUUGGGAUUACAGGCGUGAGCCACCGUGCCCGGCCCAAAAGUAAUCUCUAAAGAGCCCUCCAGCCGUAACUUCCUUCCUGAAAAUUAUCUGGGAAAGUAACGCUAGGAAAACGCUGGACGAAACUCUGGAAUCGGGGGUCCUCGGGGCCGCAGGUGCGCCCGCGGGUGUCUGCUCGGGACGUCCCCCAGCAGCCCGGACGCCAGCCUGGAUGCGAAGGCCCCGCCCCGGAGCGCGCCACAAGCCAAUCAGCGCCCUGAGGCGAGUCCUCAUCCGGCGGGGCGGCCCCGCCCCCCGCAGCUCCGGGCCCAGCCGCCAGAGCAGCUUUCCCUCAGGCUGGGCAGAGCGUGGCCACGUUCGCCAGGAGGCGCCUUUGUGUGUUCUAAGUUAAGCCUAUUCGGUGGAUUUCUUAUUCCUUGAAUCCAAACCUGGGCAGUAAACCCUCCGGGGCUUAGAGGCCGCUGCCUCCACAGACUGGCUGAUCCCGCCCUGAAGUGCCGCUGGUGGAACAACCCGGGCGGAACCAACGGGCGGCCGCGGGGGGUGGGGGAGCGCCGGUUUCCCCCCCACGUCUGCCUUCAGUGGAACGGCCCCGGCGGAACCAACGGGCCGCGGGGGUGCACUAUGCGCACCGUCUUCCUCUCCCUCUGCCUGCAGUGGAACGGCCCAGGCGGAACCAACGUGCGGCCGCAGGGAGCACUCGGCGCGCUGUGUCCCUCCCCAUGUGGGUGCAGUGGAACGGCCCGCGCUGGACCACCAGGCGGCCGCGGAGGGGCACUGAAAAGCCCCGUGUUACCCUCGACCUUAAAAAAAAAAAAAAAAAAAAAAAAAAAACUCCGUGUUUCCACCCCCGUCGGCCUGCAGUGGAAGGGCCCGAGCGGAACCAACGAGGGAGGGGGCGCGGAGCGCGCCGUGUUUUUCCUCCCGUCUGCCUGGAGUAGAACGGCCCGGGUGGAACCAACGGGCAGCCGCGGGGGCGUUGUGGGCCGCGGCGCGUUUCCCCGGCUCCGCGGCUCGGGGCACUGAGGAGCGGCGCCCGCGGGGCAGCCAGGAGCCCGAUGCCGGGUUCUGCGCGUCAUUUCCGGUCCCGCGGGCGUCCGGUGAAGCCUACCUGGAUCCGCCAGCCCUGUGCCACUCCCCAGUGCCGAGCUCCGAGCUCCUUCCGCGGCCUCGCGCCCGGCCCCUCCACCGCGCGCCUCUCAGGCCCCGCCCGCCAGCGUCCCUUUGUUGUGAAGGCGCCGGGGCGUAGACCGGGGCGCCUGAGCUCGGGGCCUAGCGCUAUGCCUGCGGCGGAGACUGCAUCAGGCUGUCGGUGGGUUCUGCGUGCGGGGUGCUCUGCUCGGUGAUCGGUGCUGGGUGCUGCGAGUCCUCGGGCUCCACCCCGGGAGUUGUGCCCAGACAGCAGAAGGGAAGGAUGUCAUUUCUGAGAUGCGGUUCAGAAAGGCCUGGGCUCCUGUCCUGGCUGCUCUCUUCCACUCCCUGACGAGCUUGCUGGAUGAAAGCUGCUGUCAGGCUGUGGGGCGUCUUGUGGAGAAACUGGUCAGGGCCCUUUCCACCUAUAGCCAGCAAGGAACUGAACCCAGCCAGCGUCCACCUGAGUGAGCUCAGAGGUGGACCCCAGCCCCAGUUGAGCUUUCGGAUGAGGUCACAGCCCUGGUCCGUGGUGUGACUGCAGCUUCAGGAGGGACCUUAAGCCAGAGGUGCCCGGCUAAGCUUCCUGCAGAUUCCUGCCCCACAGGGGCCGACAUCAAAAGCAUUUGUUGUUUUGAGGUGCGUCUGCUUCUGCGCUUUGCCUGGGAGAGGCCCUGGUGGCCUCGUUCCUGGCGCCCGGAGUCCCUGCUGCGGCCCCACCCCCGGGUGGUCACGGUGACACAUGCUGCCCAGCCUGGAGGUAAAAUUGUUCGUGGCUGUGGCUUCAGCAUGUCGUCCUCGGUGAAAACCCCGGCACUGGAAGAGCUCGUUCCUGGCUCUGAAGAGAAGCCGAAAGGCAGGUCGCCUCUCAGCUGGGGCUCUCUGUUUGGUCACCGAAGUGAGAAGAUUGUUUUUGCCAAGAGCGACGGCGGCGCAGAUGAGAACGUACUGACCGUCACCAUCACGGAGACCACGGUCAUCGAGUCAGACUUGGGUGUGUGGAGCUCGCGGGCGCUGCUCUACCUCACGCUGUGGUUCUUCUUCAGCUUCUGCACGCUCUUCCUCAACAAGUACAUCCUGUCCCUGCUGGGAGGCGAGCCCAGCAUGCUAGGCGCGGUGCAGAUGCUGUCCACCACGGUUAUCGGGUGUGUGAAAACCCUCGUUCCUUGCUGUUUAUAUCAGCACAAGGCCCGGCUUUCCUACCCACCCAACUUCCUUAUGACGAUGCUGUUUGUGGGUCUGAUGAGGUUUGCAACUGUGGUUUUGGGUUUGGUCAGCCUGAAAAAUGUGGCGGUUUCGUUUGCUGAGACGGUGAAGAGCUCCGCCCCCAUCUUCACGGUGAUCAUGUCUCGGAUGAUUCUGGGGGAGUACACAGGGCUGCUGGUCAACCUCUCCCUCAUCCCAGUCAUGGGCGGGCUGGCGCUGUGCACGGCCACCGAGAUCAGCUUCAACGUCCUGGGGUUCUCGGCCGCACUGUCCACCAACAUCAUGGACUGUUUGCAAAAUGUUUUUUCAAAAAAGCUUCUCAGCGGGGACAAAUACAGGUUCUCGGCCCCGGAACUGCAGUUCUACACAAGUGCUGCCGCGGUGGCCAUGCUCGUCCCGGCCCGGGUCUUCUUCACGAGUCUUGCUCUGUCACCCAGGCUGGAGCGCAGUGGGGCGAUCUUGGCUCACCACAGCCUCCACCUCCCGGGUUCAAGUGAUUCUCCUGCCUCAGCCUCCCGAGUAGUUGGGAUUACAGGACGUCCCAGUGAUCGGGAGGAGCGGGAAGAGCUUCAGCUACAACCAGGACGUGGUGCUGCUGCUUCUGACAGACGGAGUCCUGUUCCACCUUCAGAGCGUCACGGCCUACGCCCUCAUGGGGAAAAUCUCCCCAGUGACUUUCAGCGUCGCCAGCACUGUGAAGCAUGCCUUGUCCAUCUGGCUCAGCGUAAUCGUUUUCGGCAACAAGAUCACCAGCUUGUCGGCCGUCGGCACAGCCCUGGUGACAGUUGGGGUCCUGCUCUACAACAAAGCCAGGCAACACCAGCAGGAGGCGCUGCAGAGCCUGGCUGCAGCCAGUGGCCGGGCCCCAGAGGACACGGUGGAGCCGCUGCUUCCACAGGACCCCAGGCAGCAUCCCUGAAAGCAGGAAGCUGCCAGCCGCUGCUGUCCUUGUGACACUACAUCCCCCGGAAAUGGGCAGGGACACCCUCCUCCAUGGCCCUGCUGGCGUGCAGGAUAUGGGGAGCUAAGUUGGCCAUUGCCUGCGGCUUUCUCGGUUUGUCGGUGAAGACCAGCAGAAACUCAAACUGGGGAUUCCAGGUAUCAGCUUCCUGGAGUAGAGACCAGACCAGUAGCUGACUGUCAGCUGAGCCCAUCCCCGUGUAAUGUGAAAACAGCCUCUGAGGCUCCCAUGCUGGGGGUGCCCACUUCCUCUCUGGGCGGCAUCCCAGGGUCCACUGGGAGUCAGAGCUCGGUCCAGUGCCAACGAGAGCUGCUCCCUGCUACAGCCAAGAGAACCCUCAGCUUCCCACACCAGCCAUCGAAGGACCUGAGGCCCUGGACUGGCUGUAGACUGGCCCUGGGCAUGAGGCCACAGAGCAGGGCCGAAGGGAGGGGACAGGGCCCUGGAAGGAAGGGUCUCCUGCUGCCACAGUGGGCACUCAGAACUUCUCCCCACCUGACCCAGGGCUGCGGGCAUCCUCAGACUAUCCCAGAGGCAUCGCAAGCCUCAAGCUGCAGCAUUGCAUGGCACUCAAGGGCUAUGACCACGGAGGCCGUUCAGUCGCUUCUGUUCAGAGGAAGGCCCCCUACCUCUUCCACACCCUGCCCUCCUAUCCCUUCCACACCCUGGGCUGCGUGAGCCCCCCACCUGGGGGUGCCCUGCCCAUCACUUUCCACAUCUUGGGCUGCGUGAGCUCCCCACUCCGGGGUGCCCUACCUGUUACCUUCCACACCCUGGGCUGUGUGAGCCCCUGCCCACCUCCCCCCGGGGGGUACCCUGCCCCCCUACCCUUUCCCCACCCUGGGCUGCAUGAGCUCCCCCCAACCCCAGGGCACCCUGCCCUCCUACCUGUGGUGAUUUCCAGUCCUGAGGUUGACGACAAACCUCUCGUGUAUAACUUGGGAGGAGAUGUGUACAUUCCUUUUCUUUUUUGGACUCUGAGUAUCAGGCAGGCUGUUCUGAGGUCCCCAUGGGGUGAGCCUGUCUGUCCUCCCUCAGAGCCCACUGUUCCUAAUCUCAUCAUCCAGCACUUGUCGGUUCCCCACGUGAGCCUUGGGCAAGAUGCUGCAGUGUUGAUGGUUUGGGUUACGUGGCGUUUACCUGGGCGCCAUUCUUGCUGAAAAAGGAAACGUCCACACUGAAUGUUUCUGGGGCGCGUGGUGUGUGUCAGGCGCCCACCCCGUCCCACUCUCCCCAAGGGACAGUAGUACUGCACGCUGGGGCCACCAGCCAGCUCAACUCAUCCUCCUGUGUCACGCACCCCCGAGGGCGCAGGAGGCCUGAGGAGGCUACUGGAGCCGUGUGUCAGGCAGAGGCUUCUGACCGUGUCUGAGCUCUUUACCCCCAAUCUCGCAGCUGGCGGAUUCCCAUGCCCAGUGCAGCCUAUUGUCAGCCAGCCUUUGAGACCCAGAGCUCCAGGGCUUGUCAGAGGCAGCGUGGCGCUCCAGUGGUCCCGAGUCUCAUUUCCCUACCUGCUCUUUAGGCCUUUGGCACCCAUGGUCACUUCACUGGUUUUCCAUUUGGCUUCUCACCUGGGAAAUACAAAAAUAGCCCCUCCUGAAGAUAAAAUCGUUCCGAAACAGAGCAAUAAUUCUGACUCAUUAACUUCUACUUACUUGAAAAAGUCUGCCAUGAUCAUGGACCGAAAUGAGGCUUUUUAACCCACAAGUAAUCUUUUUAUUUUUUUGAGACAGUCUUGCUUUGUCUGUCACCCAGGCCAGAGUACAGUGGCAUGAUCUUGGCUCACUGCAGCCUUGACUUCCUGGGCGCAAGUGAUCCUCCCACCUCAGCCUCCCAUGUGGCUGGAAACACAGGCACGUGCCACCAUGCCUGGCUAUUUUUUUGUUGAGCUGGGCUCUCACUUUGUUGCCCAGGCUGGUCUUGAACGCCUCAGCUCAAGCAGUCCUUCCCACUCAGCCUCCCAUAGUGUUGGGAAUAUAGGCGUGCACUACUACACCUGCUUCAGCUGCUUGUAUAAAACAGCUGACCUGUGUCUGGAGGACAGGCCAUGUGUGUGCUCACUGCUCUGCAAAGAUGUUUUGUCACGUGACUUUCCCCGCGUUUCCAUUUCUCUUUUUCUGCUUUCCUCAAAAACUAAUAGGAGACCGGGUGCGGUGGCUUACGCCUCUAAUUCCAGCAUUUUGGGAGGCUGCAGCUGGCGGAUCACAAGGUCAGGAGUUUGAGACCAGCCUGGCCAACAUGAUGAAACCUUGUAUUUUGUAAAAAUACAAAAAUUAGCUGGGUGUGAUGGUGGGUGCCUGUAAUCCCAGCUACUCAGGAGGCUGAGGCAGGAGAAUUGGUUGAACCCCGGAGGUGGAGGUUGCAGUGAGCCAAGAUUGUGCCAUUGCACUCCAGCCUGGCAACAGGGCAAGAUGCCAUCUCAAAAACAAACACUAUUAGAAAAUGCCCUGGAGGUGGUGGGGGGUUGUUGAUUUGUGAGGACCAGCUUGAAAACAACCCCCAGGGUGGCCUUGUCUACCUCCCCAUCGAGAAUGUGGCUGCCAGGCUUCCCACUGGCCUCUUUGAAGAUUCUGGUCUGGUAUAAGGAGAGGUGCAGGCGCCUGGUUCUCAGCACCUUGGAAUUUCCAGCCGCACAUCCUCUGGUGUACUCCCCUCCACCCUCACAAGGAGCUUCCAUCCUGCUUCGAUUUUCUGUUUGUGGACCAGAAACAAAUGUUUUUCCAAAGGAUUAGCAAAUAGGGUGAUUUCCUGUGUAACGCUGCUCUGGGGCCUCUUCCUCAUGCUGGCAGAAGGAGCCUGGAGCCCAUGAGGUGGCCAGCACUGUGCCCUUGCUCAGUUGUGCUGUCCCCUCCAUCUCCCUCAGUCUCCUCUCCAUGCCCAAGUCAGUUUCCAGCCACUGGUCUUCAUGGCAUUCCCGGCACAGCCGGGCACCAAGAGGCAAAACCCAAGGCCUGGCUUGGCCAUGUUAAUGACUGUACAGACAUAUUUUUUUAAAUAACUUUGUGUAAUACUUUUCUCGAAUAGUAAGUUCUUGUUGAACUGUCAUAGAUGUGCUUCCAGAAACGCACCGGGUGUGGUUACUUCCACUGGGUGUGUCCAUGGUCGUGGUCUGUGCCUUUGUAAACAACAGAACAGUUGAACCACCUCCCGAAUUGGGUCAUCUGCUUCCUUACGUUGAUACUUAAGAGAUUUGCAGCUCUCUAACUUUCAAGGAAACUUCCCCUACUGAAUGGCAUAAAAAGGUUAAAAAAGAAAAUCUGAGAGUCCCAAUUCCCUGUAUAACAGCAUUAAAAUAAUCCGCCUGCCUGGAGAGAUGAGAACACUGUUGCACAACCCAAAAUGUGUCUUUAAUUUGAGAAAAAUUACCAUGGUGAGUCACAGUCAUUUUAAAGAGCUGAACAGAGACUAUCAUCAGCAAAUAGAGCUCCGCUUUGUAGCUGCCUUUAAAAAUCCUUGUCCCAAAUCCAGUGAGCUCAGCUUGCUGCCACCGCGCUCCUGGGUGAUCACUCAGACGGGUCAGUGGGAAUAACAGGCGAACAAGAUAGCUUUUUACAUGUGUCCAAAGGAUGUCCUUUCUAAGGCCUGGAAGUAUUUCCCUGUUGGAAGAAGUAAACAAGAAUGACAUUCCAGAUGGAAAUAGAAUUCUCUCUCUUGCCUUUGACCAACAUGGUCCUAAGGGGUUCUUUCCCAAUGUAUGUACGUGCCCUGCUGGGGCCUUACUUUAUAGAAUGAGAGCAUCCCAGCUUCCCUAAUGAAUCUGGCUAGUUCUCUGUCUGGCUGAGGAUACAGGAGUGGGACAUCCACUCUCAGAUCCCUCAGAGCACAGAAACCUUCAGCUUUGCUGUCGCUUAAGUAUUUCCUCCAGUUUCCCUGCGGGCCCCUAUGUUUGAGUUUGAUGGCUGCUGGAUCCUCACUCAACGAAAACACAGUUGGAAACUUCCACCUGGCAGUCCUUUGUUGUUGUUUUUCAUUUCAUUUUCAUCUGAAAGUGGCAUUCAGCUGACUUGCUCAUUUAGACUGUUCACAGAGUCUGAACCUGCCAACGUGGUGUUGGAGGCUCCACCUUGAAAAGGGCCAGUCAGGGCAACUUCCCCCAUACGGGAAAACUUGAAAAUCACAUCAACAGUCUACGUCACAGCCAAAUUAUAUUUCCUUUAUACCAAACAAAACUAUGGAGAACUAAAAGUACAUCAUACAAAAUGUUCAUAGUGUUUUGUAUGUGACCUAUUACAGUAUUUAUAUAACUAGAUUAGUGCUUUCUAGCAAACGGUUCUGUUAAUUAGCGAGUCACUUAAUUCUGCCAUGGUGACAAGUUGAUACUGUGUAACUCAUCCUGUGGGUGCCUCCUGGUUAUUUUUGUCUAAACUAAGCAGGCGUGGUAGUAGCUGUCUGUGAUUGUUGCUCAGCAAAGUAAAAUAAAUGUUAAAUAUGGA
Messenger RNA from Pongo pygmaeus (Bornean orangutan), 8332 nucleotides. Its product is annotated as solute carrier family 35 member E2B. Lineage: Eukaryota; Metazoa; Chordata; Mammalia; Primates; Hominidae. The transcript is spliced from 11 exons. Bases 2522 to 3892 code for a protein of 456 amino acids. The record is from RefSeq and is a predicted model, not a curated record.